AAAAGAAUCCUUCCUCGCCGUGACACGUCAACGCGACACACAACGCUAUAAAUAGAGCCGUGAAGCUCCUUAAAGGGUUAAGUGGCCGGUUAGUCGUACGCCUCUGGCGACGGGCUACCGCGACAAUCGGCAACACUCGAGUAGACACCAGAGAGAUUCCCCGAAUCGGACACCGAAUCGCAUUUGUUGACCGUUUGAUUGCAAUUUCCAGGUAUUGCACCGCUGGAACUAUGAGGGGCGGAAAGUUCUUCAUCUUCAAUAAGAAGCUGCUCUGAGCAUCGUUUUAAUCAGGAUCCUGACAUCCUGAGCCUCGAGGAAGGCUUUAAAGAAAGAAAAAAAAAAAAAAAAAAGCCAAAAAAAAAAAAAAAAAAAAAAAGAUAUACACGUAUUAAAGGAAAAGAAACUAUAUAUAAAUAUAUGAAAACGGAAAAGUAAAGCGCAAUAGAAAUGUAUUACUGACUACGUAGAAAUCGGGACAACGAUAAUAUAUUUAAUAUGCGUAUGUGAGGACGGAAGUAAAAUAGACUGCAAAAAGAGCCGGGACGUGUAAUUCUUCACAUGCGCGACGAAAAUUAUACGUGUCUCGGGUCGUCGGUUAUCAAUUAUCAAAAAAAAAAAAAGUGAUAGACGCGUCGCAGAGAAAUUUAAAAAAAACAUUAUGCAUAUUGUAAUGUGAUGUAUGAUAUAGGACACGAUAGAGCCUCUGCCUCAAGCGCUUCUGGACAUACUUGGAAGGAGCUGGGCUUUGACGAUGUCAAUUACGAAAGGAAAGAGAAAGAGAAAAAAAGAUAAGUUGAAAGAGUAAUGGAGGGAAAAAGAAAAGAGAGAGAGAGAUAGAGAGAGAGAGAAAGAGAAAGUGAGAGUAAGAUAAAGAAAAUAGUGCAGCAACCGUAUCCUAUGAGGUGAAAUGUAAUUGUCGACCAGGACAACUUCGUACUUCAUUGACAAAGGCACGCCAUGACUGACAAAAGUGAUGGUGAAUGAUGGAUAUGGGCACCGCAGAUCCCACUUUGGACAAAUAUAUUGGGUGUAAACCACAGUGUAUAAAGGAGAUGCAGCAAAGUAUAUGCGCAUGUACACAUUAAAAAAACGGAGAACUCGUAUGCGAAUGUAGGUGUCCAGCAUCUAAGAUAGCAUUGGAUAUGGCGAUUCUGCAAACUUGUUCAUCCCCGACACUCUUCUGUGUAUCAUACUAACACUGGAUUUCUUAAGAUUUUUCUUGAAUGUAUGGAAGCACGAGAAGAAGGGAGGGUCUUCUACUAGGCUUGGGUAAUCCUCUUCUUGAUAUUUCAGCUACAGUAGAUAGGGAUUUUUUAAAAAAAUAUGAUUUAAAAUCAAACGAUGCAAUUCUUGCUGAAGAAAAACACAAGCCUAUGUAUGAUGAAUUAAUUGAAUUGUAUAAAGCAGAUUUUAUUGCUGGUGGUUCUGUACAAAAUACUAUGCGAGUAACACAAUGGUUCCUGGAGAAACCAAGAAUUGCAACUUAUAUGGGUUGCGUUGGCAUGGAUAAGUACUCUAAAAUUUUGGAAGAUAGAGCACGAGCAGAUGGCUUAAAUAUUCGUUAUCAGUAUACAAAGAAAGAGUCUACUGGUACCUGUGCUGUUCUCAUUACUGGAAAUGAACGUUCUUUAUGUGCCAACUUAGCUGCAGCUACCUGUUUUUCACCUUCACAUAUAGAAGAAUCUGAAAAUAAGAAGCUUAUAGAAAUGGCAGAAUAUAUUUAUGUUUCUGGUUUCUUCUUAACUGUAAGCCCAGAAACUAUUCAGAUAGUUGCUCAACAUGCUUUAGAAAAAAAUAAAAUGUUUGUAAUGAAUCUGAGUGCACCAUUUUUAUGUAUGUAUUACAAAAAACCAAUGUUAGAAGCUCUUCCUUAUGUAGAUAUCUUAUUUGGUAAUGAAGCGGAAGCUGAUACAUUUGCAAAGGUAAAUGAUUUUCAAACCACAAAUAGAAAAGAAAUUGCAUUAAAAUUAUCACAAAUGGAAAAAUUGAAUAAGAAGAAGCAAAGAAUUGUUAUAAUAACACAAGGUCCUGAUAGCAUAUUAGUUGUUAAAGAUAAUGCUAUAAUGGAAUUUCCUGCUGCAAAACUCCCAAACGAAAAGGUUGUUGAUACUAAUGGAGCAGGCGAUGCAUUUGUAGGAGGUUUUUUGGCACAACUUGUACAAGGUAGAAGUAUAGAAGUUUGUAUAAAAUGUGCAAUUUGGGCUGCAACUCAAAUUAUACAAAGAUCUGGAUGUACUUACGAAGGGAAACCUGAUUUCACUCCUUGAUCAUACUUAAGCCAGUUAGUAACAAUUGUAAACUCGGUACUUAAUAAAUUAUUUAUCAACUUUUUACCUCGA
Molecule: messenger RNA, 2339 nt
Organism: Frieseomelitta varia
Lineage: Eukaryota; Metazoa; Arthropoda; Insecta; Hymenoptera; Apidae
Gene: Adk2
Product: adenosine kinase 2
Exons: 6
Coding region: 1224-2267 (347 amino acids)
Biological process (GO): purine ribonucleoside salvage
Cellular component (GO): nucleus; cytosol
Molecular function (GO): adenosine kinase activity
Source: RefSeq, a predicted model, not a curated record